Vitis vinifera (wine grape) is the source of this 5129-nucleotide messenger RNA. Its product is annotated as MDIS1-interacting receptor like kinase 2. Gene Ontology annotation, molecular function: protein binding; protein kinase activity; ATP binding. The transcript has 3 exons. The record is from RefSeq and is a predicted model, not a curated record. The coding region runs from base 1702 to 4815 and encodes 1037 amino acids. Gene Ontology annotation, biological process: protein phosphorylation. Lineage: Eukaryota; Viridiplantae; Streptophyta; Magnoliopsida; Vitales; Vitaceae.
GAUGUUGGCGCCGGUAGGGUGAUGGGUUCAGCGGCGGAGAUGGGGAUCAUGGAGGCCGAAGGAGAUUGGUAGUGGGGUACGGCGGAGAGGUGAGAUGGAGGAUGAAGAUGGCAGCCAUGUUGGCUACCAGAGGCAGUGGCCGAGACCAUGGUGGUCUUGGCGUUAGUGAAUGGGGUGGGUGUGGAAGGAGUCGGCGACGGAGCGGCGCCUUGAAUGGCAAGGCCACGGGCGGAGAUGCCGUGAGCGACGGCGCGUGGCAUCUGGGUGGAAAGGAGUGGUGCUGUGGAGUUUCCGGAGAUGGCGGCAGUGACUGCGCUGCUGAGGCGGCGUCGCGGUUGCCGGUUGACUGACGUCGGUGUCGUCGGCGGUAACUGUGGACUGGAAUGGGCCGAAUCACGGAUUUACUUUUCUUAUCCAUUUCCUUUUAUUUUUCUUUAAUUUUUUUUAUAUUACUUAAAAGUUAAAAAAAUAAUAAUUAAAAAAUUAAAGUUAAAUUGUUUUAAUUAAAAUUAAAAAUUAAAAAUUAAAAUUAAAAUUAAAUUAACUGAAAAAUAAGUAUAAAAUACACAGUAAAAUACUAAUAUAUAUCAUUACUACAGUAUUUUAAUCUAUACAAAUUGUUUUAAUUAUAUAAUAUACUAUUUUUUAUUUAUAAGUUUUAAAUAGUUUAAUUAUGAAUACUAUCAAUAAAUAAAUUAAAAUUUCCUAUUAAAUUAUAAAUUGUAAAGCAAUUUCAAAUAAUAAUAAACAUAUGAUAUUUCAUAUUAUAAUAAAUAUUAAAAUGUAAAAUACAUAAAAAUAAAUAAAUUAAAUAUAAUUAAAAUCAUUUAAAAAUUUAAGCAUUUUUAAAUUAUUUAUUCUUUAUAUAAAAAUAAAUCAUUCAAAUAAAAUUUAAAAACAUAUAAAAAUAAUUUAUUAACUUAAAUUUUGUUUUUUUCUUUUUAAAACUUCAUUUUUUUUUCAUAUUCAAUUCAUUUAAAAUUUUCUAAAAACCAAGCCUAGGGUAAAUAUUAAUUAUUAAGUUUUAAUAAAUCAACUUAGUUAUUAAGUAGACUAAAAUUUUCUUUUAUAAUUACUUAACUGAAACAAAUUUUCAAGUUCGGUUUUCUUUUACAAAGAGUAAAAGAAGAAGAUCAUCGUAAAGAUAAAAACAAAGAUUCAAAUAAAAUUAAGUUAUCUUUAACAACUAUUUUUUUAUAACAGUUUUUAACGGCAGUUCUUUGAUGAAUGGUAAAAUAAAAAUGUAUUUAGAAAUCUUAAAUAUUUUUAUCACAUAUUUAAUGUUUUUAAAUAUUUUUAAAAAUAAAAUUUUUGUCCAUUUUUUUUAAUUAUUCUCCAUUUUUUAUAGUUAUUUUUUAAAAUAAUUUUUAAAAAACAAAUCAAAAUAAUUGAUGAUAAUUAAAAAAAAAGUCCCUAAAAAACAUAUCAUUUUCUGUGUUUAAGAAUAAAAAAUAAAAAAUAAUUUUUUUAUUACUAAACCUGCUCUGUUGUCCAAAAUAAUUGUCAAAGAGAGCGUUAGUCUCCAACCAACCUUCAUCGUCAUUAUUCAUUUUGAAAGAGACCGGAGAAGACUUCGACGACCACAAAGAUAUAGGAAGACCACCAUGCUAGUAGAAAGGGAACCCCAGUGGGACGAACAAAGGAACCAAAUGUGUAUAAAUGAAGUUGUGAAGCAGCAUAUGCAAUUCAUCAACCAAAACCAUGGCACCCUCAACCUUACAGAAAAUGCUCUCCCUUGUUUCCUUGCUCCUCUUGGUUAUGUUGAUUUCUUCAGACCAUGUUUCUUCUUAUUCUAAUGAAGAAACACAAGCUCUCCUCAAAUGGAAAGCUACCCUUCACAACCAUAACCAUUCUUCCCUCCUUUCGUGGACUCUUUAUCCUAACAACUUCACCAAUUCUUCUACCCACCUUGGAACAGAAGUCAGUCCAUGCAAAUGGUACGGAAUAUCCUGCAACCAUGCAGGGAGCGUCAUCAGAAUAAACCUCACAGAGUCGGGUUUAGGAGGUACGCUCCAAGCCUUCUCAUUCUCAUCUUUUCCCAAUCUUGCGUAUGUUGAUAUCAGCAUGAACAACCUCUCUGGUCCUAUCCCACCCCAAAUCGGUCUCCUCUCCAAGCUCAAAUACCUUGAUCUCUCUAUCAACCAGUUCUCAGGAGGGAUUCCGCCCGAGAUCGGCCUAUUAACUAAUCUUGAGGUCUUACACCUGGUUCAAAAUCAGUUGAAUGGUUCAAUUCCUCAUGAAAUAGGUCAGUUGACGUCUCUUUAUGAGCUUGCUUUGUACACCAACCAACUGGAGGGUUCUAUUCCUGCUUCUUUGGGUAAUUUGAGCAACUUGGCCUCUUUGUAUCUCUAUGAAAAUCAACUUUCGGGUUCCAUUCCUCCAGAAAUGGGAAAUCUCACCAACCUUGUUCAGCUAUACUCGGAUACCAACAAUCUCACAGGUCCCAUCCCUUCCACUUUUGGAAAUUUGAAACAUUUAACCGUGUUGUACUUGUUCAACAAUAGCCUCUCUGGGCCUAUCCCACCAGAAAUAGGAAAUUUGAAAUCCCUGCAAGGUCUAAGCCUCUACGGAAACAAUCUUUCAGGCCCAAUCCCUGUGUCAUUAUGUGAUCUGAGUGGCCUAACCCUCCUGCAUCUCUAUGCCAAUCAACUUUCCGGUCCCAUUCCUCAAGAAAUAGGUAACUUGAAGUCUCUUGUUGAUCUAGAACUUUCAGAAAAUCAACUCAAUGGUUCCAUUCCUACUUCACUGGGUAAUCUAACCAACUUAGAAAUUUUAUUCCUCCGUGAUAACCGUCUUUCUGGUUACUUUCCUCAAGAAAUUGGGAAACUUCAUAAGUUGGUUGUGCUAGAAAUCGACACAAACCAGCUGUUUGGCUCUUUACCGGAAGGCAUUUGCCAAGGUGGAUCUCUGGAGCGCUUUACAGUGAGUGACAACCAUCUCAGUGGUCCCAUCCCCAAAAGCUUGAAAAAUUGCAGAAACUUAACCAGAGCUCUGUUCCAGGGAAACCGACUCACUGGAAAUGUAUCUGAGGUAGUUGGUGACUGUCCAAACCUGGAAUUCAUCGAUUUGAGCUACAACAGGUUUCAUGGUGAACUCUCUCAUAACUGGGGAAGAUGCCCACAACUACAAAGGCUGGAGAUUGCCGGGAACAAUAUUACAGGGAGCAUACCAGAAGAUUUUGGAAUCUCAACUAAUCUAAUCUUGCUUGAUCUUUCUUCAAAUCAUUUGGUUGGGGAAAUUCCAAAGAAAAUGGGAAGUUUGACUUCUCUGUUGGGGCUGAUAUUGAAUGACAACCAACUUUCCGGGAGUAUUCCUCCUGAACUUGGAUCGCUGUCCCACCUUGAGUAUCUAGACCUUUCAGCCAAUAGAUUGAAUGGGUCAAUACCAGAGCACUUGGGCGACUGCUUGGACUUGCAUUACUUGAACCUGAGCAAUAACAAACUCAGCCACGGAAUUCCGGUUCAGAUGGGUAAGCUGAGUCACCUCUCCCAGCUAGAUCUGAGUCACAACUUGCUUACAGGUGGCAUCCCGGCACAGAUCCAAGGUUUGGAGAGUUUGGAGAUGCUUGAUCUCUCCCAUAACAACCUUUGUGGUUUCAUCCCAAAGGCUUUUGAGGACAUGCCUGCCUUGUCGUAUGUUGACAUUUCCUACAAUCAGUUGCAGGGUCCCAUUCCUCACAGCAAUGCAUUUCGAAAUGCUACCAUUGAGGUGCUAAAGGGGAACAAAGAUUUGUGCGGCAAUGUUAAAGGGUUGCAACCUUGCAAAUAUGGUUUUGGAGUAGACCAACAACCUGUCAAAAAGAGCCACAAAGUUGUGUUUAUUAUCAUAUUCCCUCUUUUGGGAGCACUUGUACUUCUUUCUGCUUUCAUUGGGAUUUUCUUGAUUGCUGAAAGAAGAGAGAGAACUCCAGAAAUCGAAGAAGGUGAUGUACAGAAUAAUCUCCUCUCAAUAUCAACUUUUGAUGGAAGAGCAAUGUAUGAAGAGAUUAUAAAGGCCACCAAGGACUUUGAUCCCAUGUAUUGCAUCGGAAAGGGAGGGCAUGGAAGCGUUUACAAAGCAGAGCUGCCAUCAGGUAAUAUAGUAGCUGUGAAGAAGCUUCACCCAUCCGACAUGGAUAUGGCAAAUCAAAAGGAUUUCUUGAAUAAAGUAAGGGCAAUGACAGAGAUCAAGCAUCGAAACAUUGUGAGACUUCUUGGUUUCUGUUCAUAUCCACGACACUCCUUUUUGGUCUAUGAGUACCUUGAAAGAGGUAGCUUGGCUACAAUCUUGAGCAGAGAAGAAGCUAAAAAAUUGGGUUGGGCUACAAGGGUCAAGAUCAUCAAAGGAGUGGCUCACGCUUUGUCUUACAUGCACCAUGAUUGCUCACCCCCGAUUGUUCAUCGGGAUAUAUCGAGCAACAAUAUUCUGCUGGAUUCUCAAUAUGAGGCUCAUAUUUCUAACUUGGGCACUGCCAAGCUUCUUAAGGUAGACUCAUCAAAUCAGAGCAAACUUGCAGGCACAGUCGGAUACGUUGCACCAGAGCAUGCUUAUACAAUGAAGGUCACAGAAAAAACCGAUGUCUAUAGCUUUGGAGUGAUAGCACUGGAAGUUAUCAAAGGAAGACAUCCUGGAGAUCAAAUCUUGUCUAUAUCAGUUUCCCCAGAGAAGAACAUAGUGUUGAAAGACAUGUUGGACCCGCGACUCCCACCUCUCACACCCCAAGACGAAGGGGAAGUGGUAGCUAUCAUAAAGCUCGCAACUGCAUGUUUAAAUGCCAAUCCACAAUCCAGGCCAACCAUGGAGAUUAUUUCUCAGAUGUUGUCACAGAGAAUUUAGCAAGGUAAGAAAUAAUUUGAGUGGAACUCUACCUAGUCUACCAAUAAUGCAUGGUUUCGAACCUCCUGCAUCUUCAACACAAUGUAAUGCAUCUUCAAAAGUCCCAGUUCUUUUCCAUAACUAAAUUUCGUUCGAGUAAUUGAUAAAGUUGUAAAAAUAUCAAAAAGACUUUUUGUGGGUGAAUAGAAAAUUGCACCUCGGGUACCGGCUGACAAUGUGCAAGGAUAAGAGGAUUGAAGGCUUGAACAUCAAAGAUUUGAUGUUCUAAAUAUAGCAUUGUUAAACAAUGAGAUUAAUGGUUUAUUCAUGUUCAA